CGUGUUGAAGUGUCCAACUAAGCUGGUAAAAUCUGGCCUUUGACAUGAAUACUUUCUGAAAGGAAGAUGGUAGAUCUCAGUGAGUUGGGGUAUUUAAGGAGGGGAAGUCACCUUCUCUUUUGGCACCAGAAAUCGUUUCUCUUCCUCCUCCUCAUUCUCCUCUCUAACCCCUUGUUGAAGCCAGAGUGUGAGCACUUUGGAAGGCACUCAAGGUCAUACAAUAAGCCAGAAACAUGGUGAAGAUAUGCUGCAUUGGAGCUGGCUAUGUUGGUGGCCCGACCAUGGCCGUGAUCGCCUUCAAGUGCCCAUCCAUCGAGGUGGUCGUCGUUGAUAUCUCCGUCAGCCGGAUUGCAGCAUGGAACAGUGACCAACUUCCCAUUUAUGAGCCAGGCCUUGACGAUGUAGUCAAGCAGUGCCGAGGAAAGAAUCUUUUCUUCAGCACCAACAUUGAACAGCACGUCUCAGAGGCUGACAUCAUCUUCGUCUCUGUGAACACUCCUACCAAAACUCGGGGCCUUGGAGCAGGCAAGGCAGCUGACCUGACCUACUGGGAAAGUGCAGCUCGCAUGAUCGCUGAUGUUUCCAAGUCCGACAAGAUUGUGGUCGAGAAAUCUACGGUACCAGUCAAGACCGCAGAGGCCAUCGAGAAGAUUUUGACCCACAACAGCAGGGGCGUCAAGUAUCAGAUCCUCUCGAACCCAGAGUUUCUUGCAGAGGGUACAGCGAUCCAGGAUCUGUUUAAGCCCGACCGAGUUCUCAUUGGUGGCCGGGAGACUCCAGAGGGCCGCAAGGCUGUUCAAGCACUGAAGGAUGUUUAUGCCCACUGGGUACCUGAGGACCGCAUCAUCACCACCAAUCUGUGGUCUGCGGAGCUGUCAAAACUUGCAGCAAAUGCCUUCUUGGCACAGAGGAUCUCCUCAGUCAAUGCUAUUUCUGCACUCUGUGAAGCUACCGGAGCUAAUGUGUCGGAGGUGGCCUAUGCCGUGGGGAAGGAUUCGAGGGUUGGCCCCAAGUUCUUGAACGCUAGUGUUGGAUUUGGAGGGUCCUGUUUCCAGAAAGAUAUCCUUAAUCUGGUCUAUAUAUGUGAGUGCAAUGGUCUGCCAGAGGUGGCCGACUACUGGAGGCAGGUCAUCAAGAUCAAUGACUACCAGAAGAACCGUUUCGUGAACCGGGUUGUGUCCUCCAUGUUCAACACGGUCUCAGGGAAGAAGAUUGCUGUUCUUGGAUUCGCUUUCAAGAAGGACACCGGGGACACGAGGGAGACCCCUGCGAUCGACGUCUGCAAGGGUCUCCUGGGGGACAAUGCCAAGAUCAGCAUCUACGAUCCCCAGGUGACGGAGGACCAGAUCCGACGCGACCUCGCGAUGAACAAGUUCGAUUGGGACCAUCCGGCGCACCUGCAGCCGAUGAGCCCGACUGCCGUGAAGCAGGCGAGCGUGACAUGGGACGCAUACGAGGCCACCAAGGGGGCACACGGCGUCUGCAUCUUGACCGAGUGGGAUGAGUUCAAGGAGUUGGACUACCAGAGGAUCUACGAUAACAUGCAGAAGCCAGCCUUCAUAUUCGACGGGCGUAAUGUGGUCGAUCCAGAGACACUCCGGGCGAUUGGGUUCAUCGUGUACUCCAUCGGAAAGCCUCUGGACUCGUGGCUCAAAGACAUGCCUGCCGUUGCCUAGUAGAGUGCUUCAGUUUAAGAGGUGCAGGGGAUUAUUAUAAGGGAUCGAAAUUUAGCAGCUGAAGCUUAUGAUUCUUUAUAUGUUUCUUACAGAAUUCUCAUUAAUUAGGUUUCGGUCGAUGUCGUUCAUUUGCAGCUUUAAGUCGAUAAUAAUUGUAUGCAUGUUUCUGUCGGUAUUGAGAGAAUGAAGCUGAUGAUCUUUUGCAGUUUUUAUGAA
Molecule: messenger RNA, 1892 nt
Organism: Musa acuminata subsp. malaccensis (wild Malaysian banana)
Lineage: Eukaryota; Viridiplantae; Streptophyta; Magnoliopsida; Zingiberales; Musaceae
Product: UDP-glucose 6-dehydrogenase 5-like
Biological process (GO): glycosaminoglycan biosynthetic process
Cellular component (GO): nucleus
Molecular function (GO): NAD binding; UDP-glucose 6-dehydrogenase activity
Source: RefSeq, a predicted model, not a curated record